Messenger RNA from Procambarus clarkii (red swamp crayfish), 2614 nucleotides. RefSeq lists its product as uncharacterized. NCBI's taxonomy places the organism in Eukaryota, Metazoa, Arthropoda, Malacostraca, Decapoda, Cambaridae. The record is from RefSeq and is a predicted model, not a curated record.
ACAGGGGCGGUCGAGAUAAAGCGACACAGCCUAAUAUGGUCAUACCAGGCAGUCGUCCCCAGUCUCUUACUGCGGUAAUAUAAGGUGUGCCUCCAGGUACCACUGUUCCCGCCUUCAAGCACCAGUGCCAGCCUCCAGAAUAAUGCCAGUCCAGAAAGGUGUGCUGCCCCUUGGCAUUUUAUGCAUUAAAAAAAUAACACAGCUUUUGAUUGAUAUUGUAUCUAUGUGCAUCUAUGAAACUAUCAAAGAAAGAAAAUCACCUGAAAACACUAAAGAACAACAAGUAAGCAGCCAUGAAAAAAACCAGCAUUAUGUAAACACUAAGUUAGAAAUGGACCAUGACCAAAAAAGAAUUGAGCAGGAAGAAGCAUGUGCAUUCAACCGGCAAAAUACUGAACUAGAUGGAACACAUGGCAACGGCCAACAAAAAACUGAAGAGGAGAAUGUGCACAGCCAUGCCAUCACUGCUGAAGACACAAACAAGCAGCCAAUAAAAUCAGAUAAUAUUGAUGAACAUGAAAUUCAUGAAGUCAUCAUAAAUGAUGAGAAUGCAGCUAAGUUGGAGAACAACCAAGAAUUAUUAUAUGGCUGUAUACGAUGUUCUUUAGAGACGGAAAAUACAGCCAAUGAAAAUAUCGAGAAAGAAAUACAAUUAGAAAGGACACCAGAGGCAUUAAGACAAGAGCUCAGCCAGCUGCUCACAUCACAUUCACAUGUUACCCUCCAUGGUCUUCUCUUUGACUCGAUUAUGACUCAUUUGGAUCCUAUAUACAUGCGAGAUAAACGGGGGCGUCCAGCUGUUCUGGACAUAAUAAUGCAUUUCAUCAAUUCAACUCUAAGAGAACUGGAUUUUGGGAAGGCAAAGAUGUUCUCAGAAGCUAAUAUGUGCAAGAUACUGUUUGAGCAUUUGCAAAAUGCAACACGACUAGAAAAGCUUAUCAUUGGACGAUCAUGUUAUUGGAGAUCACAAAUUUUUGAAAACCUAAGCUCCAAGUUGAUUUGCAUGCCACAUUUAACUGUCUUGAAAAUCCAGUAUAUAGGUACUCCAGAAAUGAUAUGUGACCUAUCAGGAAUCUGCCCGAAACUGAGUGAGUUGUCAUUGAGAGGCUCCGAAAAAAUCACAGAUCAGCAAUGUAAGGAAAUAGCUCAAUGUACUGGGUUGACAUCACUUGAUAUUUCUGGCACAAGAAUUACUGGAAGAGGAUGUUGGAAAAUUUUAGACUCUGUAAAGAACCUAUCAUGGCUACACCAUUGUGCUUUCAAUUGCAAUUCAGACUCUCUCUUAUUUGAAUCUAGAGCAGACUUAUUUAACUGUAUUAAGGAACAAUUAUACCAUGGCGAAAAUGCCUUAUCCCUUGUAAAUCGCCCAGACCUCAGCAUUAGAGAUGUUAGAUUUAACUUGAAAAAUUUUUGGCUCUUCAACCCAUUCACUGAGGAUUUACUUACUACAGUCCUCUGCCCAUAUUUGGAGCAUCUUCGUCUUGAUUUUAUCUUCCAGGACUUAGAAGAUGAGCCAGAUGUAUCAACACUUGCAUCUCUUUCAGAGAUCAGAAAAUUGGAGGCCAAUUUGUAUGAUCGCUGCUCCCUUCAUUUAAUAAGCAACAUGGUAGAAAGCUGCGGAGAACGACUCACAACUUUAUUGCUUCAUCUAGCUGAUGAUUGGUUUUUUGUUGCACAAGCUCACAAUGUCGUUGCCAGUUGUUGUCCAAACCUGGUUACUCUAAACUUCUCUGGAGAUUACAAGGCCAGACAUAGUGUAGAAGAAUGUGAUGAUCGACUGGACUUUGGCAUUCCAACACCAGCACACCCACAUUUAAAGCACCUGAAACUGAUCGGAGUAAUCAGUGAUCGACGCUUGCACUUCAUUCUGAGCCACACUCCUGCACUUGAAACCUUGCGUAUGGAUGGGGAACUAGAGUGGUUGCACGAUGCUACUUUUACUGCAGUUUUAAAAACAAAUCCUUUACCAUAUUUAGAGGAAAUGUGGUUUAAUGUUUCAACAACAGUGACUUUGGACACAGUACGUCUUCUGCUAACUCAAGACAAUGCCUUGAGACAUAUAGGUCGCCUUUGUCACAUGGCAGGUGCCACUAUGGGGGAAUAUCAAGAACUUCUUUCUCAAGUACGUCAACAAAAUUUAGACGUCAAACUAAUAUGGGUCACUGAUGAACGCAUUAAAUAAGUGUUGAAGGUAUAGCACAAUAGCACAAUUAUAUGCGAUUGGUAUACUGCAGUGUAAAUGUUUAAUAGAAACACCACUGUAAAUUCACCAAGGGUCCUUUUAUUCUUCAAAUGUAUAAAAUGAAAACAAUACUUUUCAAUAGAGAUAACAUUUUUAAAGAAGCAGUAUAGCUUUUAUGACAAAUGUAUUAUAAUACUUCCACUCGAAUGGAAUGCGAUUCUUUGAAAUGGAUUUCCACCGCAAAAUACUACUGUAUUUGGCUUCAAUUCCAUCAUAUAUUCUUGUAAAAUUUCCAGCAGAUACCUUUUUUUUAAACUUAACUUACUGUGAUAUACUUACUGUACUGUAUAUACAAUGUAACCAAAUACAAUGAGUGAAUAAUAAAAAAUAUUAUAUGAGUGAAUGUUUUUAAAAAUAAAAUAUAAAAUAUUA